GUGACAUCAUAUAAAGAUGUCAUAAGUAACCUGGCUGUGAACUGACUACAAUCAACCACGCUUACCAAACAUUAGUCCGUCAGACUGAUUCGCACUCAGGAUUUGUUCCGCCUGCAUAAAAUUCUCCACCAGCGGAUUACUCGUCUUGAAAAUAGUUUUUAAGACAGUUUUGCUAAGUUUUACUGUUGGACGCUUGCGUGGUGUCUCCCACCAGGUGAAACUAGACUCCUGUCGUCCCGAUGCUCUCCUCGGGCAGGACCGCUUCGUCCCGCCUCUGCUGGCCGCUUCAGAGGCUCCGUCCCCGGCUGAGCUGCGACCAGAUUGCCGCCGCCAGCACUCAACGGAAUGAACUGAUCAAGAAACGAGACCUGGUCGAAGAUGAGCUGCGGCCCCUCUACAUGGACUUGCAGGCCACCACCCCCAUGGAUCCUCGCGUUCUGGACGCCAUGUUGCCCUACCAGGUGAAUUUUUACGGCAACCCGCACUCUAGGACGCACGCCUACGGCUGGGAGAGCGAGAGCGCCAUGGAGACUGCAAGGAAGCAGGUGGCCGAUCUGAUCGGCGCCGAUCCCCGAGAGAUCAUCUUCACCAGCGGAGCCACCGAGUCCAACAACAUGGCCGUCAAGGGCGUGGCGCGCUUCUACAAGGGCAAGAAGCGCCACGUGAUCACCAUGCAGACGGAGCACAAGUGCGUUCUGGACUCGUGUCGCGUUCUGGAGGCGGAGGGAUUCCGCGUCACCUACCUGCCCGUGCAAAACAACGGACUGCUCGACCUCCAGCUGCUUGAGGCGUCCAUUACUCCCGACACGUCUCUGGUGUCCAUCAUGACGGUCAACAACGAGAUCGGAGUGAUGCAGCCCAUCAAGGAGAUCGGCCGUCUUUGCCGCUCUAAGGGCGUUUUCUUCCACACGGACGCCGCGCAGGCCGCCGGGAAAGUUCCGCUCGACGUGUCUGACGACAACAUCAACCUCAUGUCCAUCAGCGCCCACAAGAUCUACGGACCUAAAGGCAUGGGCGCGCUGUACGUGCAGCGGCGCCCUCGGGUGCGACUGGAGCCCCUGCAGAACGGCGGCGGCCAGGAGAGGGGUCUGCGCUCGGGCACCGUGCCCACUCCGCUGGCCGUGGGCCUGGGGGCCGCCUGCAGCAUCGCGCAGCAGGAGAUGGAGUACGACCACCAAAGAAUUAGCAUGCUGGCAAACCGUCUGGUCCAGAAGAUCACAUCUCAGAUUCCCGACGUGAUCUUGAAUGGAGAUCUGCAGCAACGCUACCCUGGGUGCAUUAACUUGUCGUUUGCCUACGUGGAGGGCGAAAGUCUGCUGAUGGCUCUCAAGGACAUCGCGCUGUCCUCUGGAAGUGCGUGUACGUCAGCCUCACUGGAGCCAUCGUACGUCCUCCGAGCCAUCGGAGCCGAUGAAGAUCUCGCACACUCCUCCAUCAGGUUUGGGAUUGGCCGCUUCACCACAGAGAAGGAGGUGGACUUCACGGCCGAGAAAUGCGUCCAGCAGGUUCAAAAGCUGCGAGAGAUGAGUCCUUUGUGGGAGAUGGUGCAGGAAGGCGUCGACCUGAAGAGCAUCAAGUGGACGCAGCACUAGAGUCCCCAUCUCUAUUACUGCACUCUAAACACGCACAAAUGUCCUUUGACGGCCCAGAGUGUCCUGUUCGCUGCAGCCCUCCUGUCACACUUAAAGCAGCCAAACCCAACUUCUGCUUUUUGCAUUUAUCGCAAUUAGGUUCACAAGCUUAACUACCAAAAUACUUUUAUUUUUUUUUUUAAUUUUAUUUUAUUUUAUUAGCUGGAAGAGCUACCAGUGCUAAGGACAACUAUAAAAAAAAGAUGUAUUAUUUUGUGUGACUGGAUGUUUUGGUUCAGUGGUGUCCAUGUCUUGUCUCUCAUCUUCACCUCAGUACGUCGGUACAGUAUGUCAUGUCAGUGUAUUACCGUUUUCGUUAGCACAGCUCAGAUAUUUACAAUACUAUUCAAUAAAGAAUAUUCAUCUUU
Messenger RNA from Phyllopteryx taeniolatus (common seadragon), 1999 nucleotides. RefSeq names its product NFS1 cysteine desulfurase (gene nfs1). Gene Ontology annotation, molecular function: pyridoxal phosphate binding; cysteine desulfurase activity. The coding region runs from base 240 to 1592 and encodes 450 amino acids. The transcript has 13 exons. The record is from RefSeq and is a predicted model, not a curated record. NCBI's taxonomy places the organism in Eukaryota, Metazoa, Chordata, Actinopteri, Syngnathiformes, Syngnathidae. Gene Ontology annotation, cellular component: mitochondrion; nucleus; cytosol. Gene Ontology annotation, biological process: [2Fe-2S] cluster assembly.